CGUGGGUACUAGUUCGGGUCGUAUCUAACUACUGGGAGCUGGAGAAACCUUAAAGGAAUACGUAGUUAAGCAUGGAUGAGAAAAAAGGAAAACAUUUUGGUGAGGCAAAUGGUGGAAUUGAUGGCAUCUACAAUGGAGGGAAAGAUGUCACUCAUAGUGAUAGCGAGAGUAGAAGCUCUGAGUCUAGCGAUGGUGGGGAAGGGAAGAGAGAGACGUGGAGUAAUCAGUUGGACUUCCUUUUGUCUUGCAUCGGGUUUGCUGUGGGGCUUGGCAAUGUCUGGCGAUUCCCCUAUCUGUGCUAUGAUAAUGGUGGAGGAGCGUUCCUGGUGCCAUAUGUCAUCAUGUUGUUUGUCGCUGGUCUACCAUUGUUCUAUCUGGAGUUGGCUUUUGGGCAGUUCGCCAGCUUAGGAGCUGUUGCCAUAUGGAAGAUCAGUCCAAUUUUCACUGGUGUUGGCAUUGGUAUGAUCAUCAUCGCAGCCUUGGUUGCUAUCUACUACAACGUCAUCAUUGCCUGGACUAUCUAUUAUCUUAUCCGUUCCUGUACAACUGAAGCUCUGCCAUGGUCCACAUGUGGUCAUGAAUGGAACACUGCACAAUGCUUCAACGAGUCUAUGAAUUACACCAAGGAAGAGAGAGCGAACCUUACAAGACCUAGCGAUGAAUUCUGGCACCAUCAGGUUCAUAAGAUAACCGAUGGAAUCCACGACUUGGGUGGUAUAAGGCUGGAGUUACUGGGCUGUCUGGCACUAGCCUGGAUCAUUGUCUAUCUGUGUGUCUUCAAGGGGAUCAAGUCUUCUGGAAAGGUGGUGUAUUUCACAGCCUUAUUUCCCUACGUGGUUCUCAUUAUACUCCUUGGUAGAGGCGCCUCCUUACCAGGGGCUGGCAAAGGAGUAGAGUUCUACAUUAAUCCAAAAUUUGAAUUUCUACUGGAUGCUAAGCCAUGGAAGGACGCAGCCAAUCAGAUCUUCUACUCUCUGGGGAUUUCUUUUGGGUCACUGACGACAAUGGCCAGCUACAAUAGAUUCCAUAACAACUGCCAGAGGGAUGCACUGAUUGUGUCUUUCUGUAACUGCGGAACCAGCAUCCUAGCAGGGUUUGUUGUGUUCUCUACUCUGGGUUUCAUGUCAGUGGACAGUGAUAGAGACAUUUCUGAAGUUGCAGCAAGUGGUCCAGGUCUAGCGUUCAUUGUCUACCCAGAAGCCUUAGCUAAGAUGGAACCACUUCCUCAGCUCUGGGCUGUUCUCUUCUUUCUUAUGCUACUGACGCUCGGUCUGGACAGCAUGUUUGCAAUGAUGGAAACUGUGACCACUGUCAUCAUGGAUGCGUUACCUAAUCGCUACAGACGCUGGAAGUGGUUGAUCAUACUGGGAGCCUGCUUUGUCGGAUUCUUGCUGGGAAUUCCACUGGUAACCCAGGGUGGCUUGUAUGUACUGACCAUCAUGAACGACUAUGCCGGAGGGUUUUCCCUGAUGGUCAUAUCCAUCUGUUACUGUGUGGCCAUCUGCUAUGUCUAUGGACUGAACCGAUUUGGUGGAGACAUCAAAUCUAUGUUAGGAUCGUUGCCCAAUAUCUACUGGAAGGCUUGCUGGGCUGUUGUGUCACCACUUGCUAUGGUGGUUGUUGUGAUAGCUAGCUUCAUUUUCUACGCGCCAUCAGGAUAUAACAAGCAGGUCUUCCCACCGUGGGCUCAAGGCAUCGGCUGGGUGCUAACACUUCUCUCAUUCAUCACCAUACCACUGUAUGCUAUCUUUGCUAUCAUCUUCAGGACUGAUAGCUCAUUCUCCAUCUUAGAACGCAUCAAGACUCUACUGAGGCCCACCUGGGAUUGGGGACCCGCAAUAGACAAACACCGCAUCGAGGCAGGCUACGACCCGUUACCUGCAGACGGUGCCCCACCAUCACCGCUGGAGAUGAAGUCUAACAGCGUCUUUGAAACCAAGAAACCUCACGUUGCUCUGAUCUCAAGUGCUUCCAUGGUGGAUCAGGAAGACAGCAAGGAUCUUUACUGCUAUGACCAGUCUGUGCAGGUGGAUUUUGAUUAGAAUUGGGGGGAAAAACACUGUUAUCUUAUUUCAGACAUCAGCUUCAUCCUCAGGCAACAAUCAAGGGUUGGUAAAUGGCCUAGCUUUAUUAAAAUAUUCCACGUUAAUUUCAUUCUUUGUGAAAAUUUGCAGGCAUGUUGGCUCAUUUAAAAAUGAAUUUUCCAAAAGUUGGUCAGUAUUCUGUCAUUAUGUCAAAGGCAUCACACUUCCUCUCUCCCAGUUCAGGAAAACUUUGAAUUAACAUUAGUUAAUGCGGACGAGCUUGUCUUUGCCUUUGACACUUGAGACAGUUUUGAAGAAACUGAACUUUAGUUGGGAUUAGAAAAAAUCAGUGUUCAUUUUAUGGUGUCUUAACGGGUAGCCUUUGUGCGAAAACAUGCCUUUACCCUCUUUCCUUUAUAUGUGUAACUAACUCGUCAUUCCUCGUUGGAUUAGUUUCAUAGUUUCUUGUAAGCAGCUGAAACUUGUAAUGGGUCAUAAUUUUAUCUGUGUAUUCCGUCCUCCCAAUUGCACAUCCAAAAGUGAAGAAUACCCUACAAGUUUGUUGAAAAACAAGAUGAAAAACCCAAAGGUUGGAAAUUAAUGUAAAUAAUAUAAAAAUCACAAUACAUGUUUCCUUGCUGCCUUUGGCUGAGUGAGGUUAAUCUAUUUUACCACGUAAUAAGUUUUGUAUGUUUAAACAAGUGUGAUUAUUAAGCUAGGUUUUAUGUGAUUUUCACUGUAAUCAAAUAACUUUUGAAGUACCUCAGAUAAAAUGUAGCGAUAGCAUUAUUGUUUAUUUCAUACCGUAUAUAUUUCACUUACGGUAUACUGAGUUGGCUCAGGAACGGUGUGUGUGUAGAACUUUUUACUGAUUGUUGUCAUGCAAAGAUGUAAUUAAUUUUGUUACAAAGGACAGCGAUGUAAAUACUCGGGGGGGGGGGGGGGGGACUCCCAUCAGUGGGUGUUGAGUCACCUUUGUUUAGAAAUGUUUACUGAAAUGUUUUUAUGCACAAAUGUCGUUUGUUACAAAGGACAGUAACUACUCAGGGAGGGGGACAUGCCGCCACCCCCAGGUGAACCCCCCCUCAUCAGUUUAACCCUAGUUACGGCUUUGACUGUUAGAUUCAGUUUAAGGUAAAAUAAUUUUCUGUAUCAGAGACGUUACAUUUUAUUUUCUCAGUAAUUGAACCAAAUAAAUGAACCGUUUUUCAGGCAAAGUUAAGUUGAUAUGGAUGUUUUAUGCAUGAUGAUGAUAAUAGAUAAUCAUUUUUUUUUUUUUUAGCUAAUUAAGUCAACAUUAAGGAAAUGUUUGCAGAAAUGCACGAUUGUAAAUUUUUUAAUUUGUUAAUCUGAAGUCUGUUUAAAUAAAUUCAUGUUUGCCCAUGUACUGCAUCAA
Patiria miniata (bat star) is the source of this 3420-nucleotide messenger RNA. Its product is annotated as sodium- and chloride-dependent glycine transporter 1-like. Gene Ontology annotation, cellular component: membrane. The record is from RefSeq and is a predicted model, not a curated record. NCBI's taxonomy places the organism in Eukaryota, Metazoa, Echinodermata, Asteroidea, Valvatida, Asterinidae. The transcript has 13 exons. Bases 72 to 2042 code for a protein of 656 amino acids. Gene Ontology annotation, biological process: sodium ion transmembrane transport.